Messenger RNA from Phragmites australis (common reed), 1077 nucleotides. Its product is annotated as triosephosphate isomerase, cytosolic-like. Gene Ontology annotation, cellular component: cytosol. The record is from RefSeq and is a predicted model, not a curated record. NCBI's taxonomy places the organism in Eukaryota, Viridiplantae, Streptophyta, Magnoliopsida, Poales, Poaceae. Gene Ontology annotation, molecular function: triose-phosphate isomerase activity. The transcript is spliced from 9 exons. Gene Ontology annotation, biological process: glycerol catabolic process; glyceraldehyde-3-phosphate biosynthetic process; glycolytic process. The coding region runs from base 127 to 888 and encodes 253 amino acids.
AUCGCAUCAGAGGCCACACCUCACUACGCCUUUAUAUUAUCCUGGCCACAAGAAGCAAAUCCAAUCUCGAAGCCUCGCCCUCUUUCCCUCUUCCAUCCGAACCCAAUCUAAUCAACCCUCGCCGAGAUGGGCCGCAAGUUCUUCGUUGGUGGCAACUGGAAAUGCAACGGAACCACCGAUCAGGUUGACAAGAUUGUCAAAACUCUGAAUGAUGGACAGGUUCCCUCUCCAGAUGUUGUUGAGGUCGUUGUCAGCCCUCCUUAUGUGUUCCUUCCUGUGGUCAAGAGCCAGCUGUGCCCUGAGUUCCAAGUUGCUGCUCAGAACUGCUGGGUGAAGAAGGGAGGUGCUUUCACCGGUGAGGUCAGUGCUGAGAUGCUCGCCAACCUUGGCAUUCCCUGGGUCAUUCUUGGACACUCUGAAAGGAGAGCUCUGUUGGGGGAAUCAAGUGAGUUUGUUGGAGACAAGGUUGCCUAUGCACUUGCUCAGGGCUUGAAGGUCAUUGCAUGCGUUGGUGAGACCCUUGAGCAGCGGGAAUCUGGGUCAACCAUGGAUGUUGUUGCUGCACAAACAAAAGCAAUUGCUGAGAGGAUCAAGGACUGGAGUAAUGUGGUUAUUGCCUACGAACCAGUCUGGGCCAUUGGAACUGGAAAAGUUGCCACCCCAGCUCAGGCUCAGGAGGUGCAUGCGUCCCUGAGAGAUUGGCUGAAGGCCAAUGUCAGCCCUGAGGUUGCUGAAUCUACAAGGAUCAUCUAUGGAGGUUCUGUAACUGCUGCAAACUGCAAAGAGCUGGCAGCGCAGCCCGAUAUUGACGGCUUCCUUGUUGGUGGUGCUUCUUUGAAGCCUGAAUUCAUCGACAUCAUCAACUCGGCCACGGUGAAGUCCGCCUAGGAUCUUCCCAGUCCUUCGCUUUGAUGUGGAGAUUCGCUGAAGAGGAUAUACUUGUUUUUCCUGUGUUAUGUACGCUAGUAAUUUUGCGCCGGAGCAGAUACUGUUUUCCUUCGCCAGCUUUUCUGAGGCUGCAACUUGAGCAUGCUAAUAAUGUUUAGCUCUGGACAUAUCAAUAAUGUUUUCAUGUUA